This is a messenger RNA of Paramuricea clavata, 11916 nucleotides long. Lineage: Eukaryota; Metazoa; Cnidaria; Anthozoa; Malacalcyonacea; Plexauridae. The record is from the annotation of a GenBank genome assembly.
AGUAUUAAGAACAACAUAAGUCGUCGCUUCGUUUCUUGCGGCUGAUUGAAAAUUAAAAUUAAAAGAUAUUUGCUUUGAUUCCAAAAUGUAGGGGUUUACGAAGCUAACAAUAUCAUAGCAGUGGAAACUUCAUUGGGGAAUUGAUUUUGACUACAGACUACAAAUCAGUUGCGAAGACCCGAGUGGCAAGAAGACCGGAACUUUGGAUCUUUCGCUCUUGCGAGUCUUGGUAAGAUAACAAAAAUAAUAAAUUUUGCUUAAAGCGGAAACCUAACUUAAGUUUACUUUAGGCCGUAAAACCGUAAACGGAGUUCGGGUUUUCUUUGAUGACUCGCUUUGCCUUUGCCGGUUAGUUGCUAAUCGGCCCCCUAAUCGAAUAUUGCUUGUAAACACUAGACUUAACUGUGAUAACUGACAUGGACAAACCUUUUAUAUAUCGAGAAAUUGUUGCUGUGAAUAAUUUCCUAAAAUUUUGCAUGGUUGGUUACUUGCCACUUAGUUGAACAUUAUUUAUUCUAAUAACGAUUUUAUACUGCUUUCGUUUCUACAACUACCACAGCAGUGGAUAAGCUCAAACUGGUGCAACUAUAGGACUAAGUCGAUUUGUAUUUGGGUCCAAACACACCGGUCGCGCGGCGAUUCGACAACGCGACGCGAUUUUUUAGUUUUUGAAAGUUAAUAACACAGUCAAUGAAGUGAGAGCAAUUUUUGGGAGAUAUGCAUGUAGAUCAAAUAACCGGAUCAAAAUGUUAUACCGUUUCUAAAAAUUUGGGAAAUUUAAACGAGGAUCAAAGUUAUCGGUCAGUGAAAAUCGAAUUCUAUAUUCUAUACGUACAUUUUUACUAAUAAAUGUUCAUCUUAGACCAUAUAAAAUAAAUUCCUUGAUUCUCAUCACCGCCCGACGAUAUUUUGGUUUCCGCGUUGAUAUAUUUUUGUAUUUUGUUCUAAAAUAUAAAUUUACCGCCCGACCGAACAUCUUCAGAGAUUUAGUUAUUUUUAUAUUUUAUAUUGGAAUUUUUGCGAUAUAAAAUUGUUUUAUCGUUAAUAUUGCAACAUGUUAAGGGAUGCUUGGAAUACUGAAGGAAAAAAUGGGCUUAUAGCCUUAUUACAACGAUUUGUGUCGACCCUUAUGCAUGUUCAUUAGCGCAUGUGCAAUUAUCCACUUAUAUAGCGUUCUUCUAUAAUGUAUUUAUGGCAAAUAUAAAAAGACCUCCCUCUCCAAUUUUUUAAAUUUUAAACUUUUUUUUAUAUUUUGACAUAAAGUAUAAAAUAUAAACCUCCCGCCUCCUGGGAGUUUUUAAAAUUUAACGAUGAGAAUCAAGGAAUUUGUUUUAUAUGGCCUUAUUUUCAAACUGGAAUGUCUGGAAUGUAAUGUCUGGAGUGUUUAUGACUGGUCCCAUCACUUUUUGACAUUUUCGAUUUUCGAAGAAUUCUGCUUCUUUUGACAUAAGAAAGAAAAUAUGAGGGCAAGACGAAAACCCUGGCAAGAAAAUUUGAUUUUUCCGUACCUGCCGUACGCUGCAGAUUGUGCAUGCAGCCGGCCCGAGCGCUAUGCAAAUUGAACCUAUAGCUAUGCUAUGGAAAUCUAUUGUCUUUAAGCUAUUUUAGUGCAGGUUUAUUAUCAUUUACAAUUUCAAUGACAUUUACAAGCAGUCUUUUAAAUUUACUGUCCAUAUCGGUGACCCCAUGACGUGGUUAUGACAGCCACGACCAAAUGGAAACCAGGCUUAAGCAUGAGGUGGAGAGAAACAUACCCCGGUAAUUUAUCAUAGUGGGAACGUUAGUCGUUACUAUUUAUAACAAACAUAUAUAGGAGCCAGAUCCAUAGUUACUAUACCAAGUUUGUAGAGAGUCAUUGUUUGUCCUCAUUGGCCAGGAUGAACAAUUAAGUACGGUAGAAUUUGGAGCGGCAAAAGUUCGACACAAGUUCGGCAGAGCUUGUCCCAUUAUGCGACGUUGGAGCGACAUUGAUUCAUACGCCGCUCCACUCAUGUGCCAAACUUAAUUCAACUUUAGUCUAAAAAUGAACUUAUUUAUCUUGAAUUUUAUUUAGGUUUCGCUGGCGAAUGCGCCCUGACCUUGUCAAUAACAUUGUAUUUGGUACGCCGUUUGAAUCAUUGCCGUUCUUGUGUCGCAUCUAAUACAAUUAAUACGCCGUCUGAAACGGGCCUGUCCAGGAUCUUUCAGAAGGAGAGACCCUAGGAACGAAGUUGAAUUAAAAUUAGUUGCUGAAUGCUCCAACCGGUAAUCAAACAAAAAGUAUUUAAUUUAAAGGAAAAUGGCAAGAAAAAAUGAUGUUUGCCCAAUUUGAAAAAAUGUUAAAUUAAUUUCAAAUAUCCUACCAUCCGCCAUCUUGUUUUAUAAUUAGGAAGCGUUCAUUAAUUAAUUAAUUAAUUAAUUAAUUAUGUCGGGGGGGGGGGUCAAAAAAGCAAAAGUUGCAAGGAGGGGGUCAUAUAUUUAUAGAAAAAGGUUUUUAUACGAAGGUUUUAUACAGGGUGCAUAAAAAAAAUUGAACAGAUUUGAAAUUGCUCUCAAUUUUAAAAAACAGCUAUAAGGAUCCAGUUAUUGAUGUAUAUGAUGUAUAUAGCUUCUUUGGGUACUUAUAAUGUAGAAUAAUAAAAAAUUGUGUAAACCAGGGGGUGCGUCUUUUCCAACAAACUAAAAAUGGCUUGCGCACGAGAUUUAAAAGUUUAAUCGUAUUUUGAGUUAAUGGAUGGAAAAUGUGUUGGGUGUUUAAUUGCUGCACGAAAUUUUAGACAAUUUGCUUCAGUUUAAGAAUAGUUAAAGAACUGUUCACGCAAACUUAUAUUUUUUCCUAAAAAGUCAGCCUUUUGCAUGCUUAAUUAUGCCUUUGCCCAAUUUGCAUAUGUCAACAAUAUGAAAAUUAGGUAAAGGCAUAAGUAAGCAUGCGAAAGGCUGAUUUUUUAGGAAACAAUGAAUAGUCAAAGGUUUAAACUAAAGCAAAUUGUCUGAAAUUUUGUACAGCAAUUAAAAACCCAACACAUUUUCUAUCCUUUAACUCAAAAUACGAUUAAAAGCUUUUACACUUUAUGCGCAAGCCAUUUUUAGUUCAGUACUCACGGAAUCUAUAUAUAACAAAAACUUAUACCACGACCUGUUUUGCGAAAUUAAUUGAGAGCAAUUUCAAAUCUGUUCAGUUUUUUUAUGCACCCUGUAUUGAAUCCCUCUUUCGUGUGGGGUAAAAUAAAUUUAUUGCUAUUUCCUUUUAAACACACCAACGCUUUGACCACAGCGCUAUUGAGGCACCUAUUUCUUCAGAAUUGUUGUACUUUUUAAAUUAGGUCCAGAAGUGCACAAGACUAGAAUAACCCGUGCUCAAUUUUAGAUAAACAACGACGUUUUUAUUACGAGAAAUUGUGUAAACAGAGAAAAGAUCUUUCAAUGUCUUCAAAGAAAAGGGGAAACGAUCGAAACUCAACGUUUUAUACAAGGCAGCCAAAGGAAGAUUUACGUAAAAAAUUAGACUCCCGGCGGAGAUCCGCAAAAUCAUCUAAUCAGAUCAAUUGUAGUAAUCUUUCAUAUUCGACGACGCGAGGUAGAGAAGAAAGGCAUUCGAAAGAGACCGCAGUAAAGGGGGGACGUCCUUCACAAACUAACAAUCGUGUUAAUCGUCAAAGCUCAAAAACACAUGGCCGCCAUAAAAAUGGUGAAACAUUUUCUCGUGAGGAACUUUCUACAUCGGGCAGACUGAUCGAGCAAACCAGUUCUAGUUCAAGAUCUAGACAGAGCCAAAGUAGAACUGCCAGGACUGCUAAUGAUGCACGACGGAAAAUAAAAGGAAAGGAAAGUAGCCAUGACGAAAAGAGAAAUAAAGCGAAUAAAAAGAUUCCGCCCAGAUCAAGACCGACUUCAAAUAAAGAUAGCAAAGAACGGCAACGAUCGCAUCCCAAUCAAAACAGGACUAGCUGCCAAAAAAGAAACAAAUUUCAUAAUUCAACAAACAAUCAGUCCAAAAACGAUUCCAGAAAAAGAGAGCAUUCACCUACGACAAGAACAAAUCAACCGAACAAAAAACCAAGAAAACAGCCAAACCCCUUUAUUCGUUAUAACGAUCGGUUUAGCAGGCUUCUUUUAAAAGACUCGUCUGAAAUAAUCAUCGCGUUGCUAAAUGACCACGCAGCGCUUUGCGAUUUUCUCAAAGGGGACAAUAUCAGUGCAAAAUCAAUUGAAGAGAUGAUGGAAAUUUUGUCUAAGCUUUACGAUACCCCAUACAGGCAAAACUUCACGAAAAUAUUUGCUGUUUUUAAAGAUCCAGCAUUUUUAAAACACCUUCGCCGUUAUAUACUUCGACUUUCAUAUUGCCAAGAAGAUCACGUAAAGAAGAAAGCACAUUUGGAAAAAAUAAUCCGGUUUUUUAACGAGCUUUUGAGUCUAUUUCCAGACACAUGUGAAGAUUUACCGCUUGAUGUCUUGUUCACCCACGCAGAUCUAUGGCAAAUCAACAACACGAUCACCAAUACUACCACCCCCACCACGACCACCAGCAACAACAAUUUCACCCCCACCGACAACGACAAUAGCAGCAAAAAAAGUCAAGAUGAGAACGAAAAUGACGUCACUCAAAAUACAAACUCCACUAAUGAAGAUCAAGAACAACAAAUCAAAGAUAGCAUCCUAAAACUGAAAUCCCUGCGCGACGAAAUACUCCAACAAAAGCAUUCUCCAACUAACACAACUGUGGUCAAAAACACCCCACCUGAUGAUUACAAAAGCAUCCCUGUUUUUCCCAGACGAGAAGACAUAUUCUCUGAUAAACCACCGUACCUGCGGAAAAACAUUGUCCGCGGUCAAUAUAACGAUGUCACGCAUUACUUAGAUGUCCAGUUUCGCUUAUUAAGAGAAGAUUACAUUGCCCCAAUACGCGACGGAGUGCUGGAAGUUACCGGUAUGCAUGAAGACCGAUCACGAAGUAUUCGCGUGUACAGAAAUGUCAACGUUGUUGGACGGUUAUUGGACACAAAGUUUGGAGGCUUACUUCAUCGCGUUCAAUUUGACGCCAGUCGUAUACCCCGAGUUAACUGGGAACACUCGAAACGAUUUAAAUACGGUUCCUUAUACUGCCUUAUCGACAGUAACACUACAUCCACGAUGUAUUUUGUCACAAUCACUGAUCGCGACCCGAAAGAACUGAAAAAUGGCAUUUUAAAAGUAAAAUUCUUUGACGACAAUGUCGCUGAAUCUAUAACGGCUCAACAGCAGUUCUUUAUGAUCGAGUCCCCAGCUUAUUUCGAAAGUUAUCGCCAUGUUCUAGAAGGGCUUCAGAAUUUCAACAAGGAUAACCUACCAUUCCAGAGGUAUUUGGUACAAUGCAAUUCUUACGUUAGGCCGCCUGUCUACUUGAAGAAAUCAACAAAUCCCAUCCUGAGUUUAGAUGAAGAUGCAAAUCUUGAAGUAACGGAUCGCACAACGGAAAACGUUGGUGGUAACAAUCAUGGUUGCUACGAUUUGACUGAAGCCUUGUGUAAAACCGCUGAGUCGGUGUCAGUUCUAAACCCUAGUGCAUGGCCAUCACCAUCCAAAGUGGAUUUAAACAAUUCCCAAUACAACGCGUUAAAAGCUGCACUCACUCAGGAAUUCGUGGUAAUUCAAGGACCUCCCGGUACGGGUAAGACAUUCGUAGGACUUCGGAUUGCAAAAGCUUUGUUAAAAAACAAAUCUAUCUGGCGUCGACGGAAGCCACUGACAAAGAAUGAAGUGAAGAAUGAUGGCAGAAAUCAUAGUCCAAUCUUGGUCGUGUGCUAUACAAACCAUGCUCUUGAUCAGUUCCUUGAAGGAAUCUUAGAGAUCACCGAAAACGUUGCAAGAGUCGGUGGAAGAGGGAAAAGCGAAAGCCUAGAACGAUUCAAUUUAAAAGCAAGGAAAAAGAUGACCAAGGAAUCGUUACACUGUCGGGUUUUGAAAAGUAAGUUGAAGAAUGUUCAAGUUAAGAUUGAGGAAAAAAGAUCAAUUAUAGAGGCAGCUCAUAAACAACUUAGUCCUAAAGAUGUAGAAAAAUUAAUCAGCGAUGAAGAGAGAGAACAGCUUCAACAAUGGGAACGCGUCGCUCAUCAAAUGCGAGUACAUAGAAUCGAAGCGUGGCUUAAAAUGCAAGAUGAAGCUGAUGAUGGCAGUCCUGAAAACAAGCGCAAACGAUCUAGCAGUGAUAUUGACGACACGGAAUGCAAUAUCUUGACACCAAAGCGUUUGCGAAACACAGGUGAUAGUAUAACAAAUCUAAAUCAUGAUGGUUUAAGCGAACAUGUAAAUCCAUCUUGUAUGCAAGAGCAAGGAAAUAAUAAGAACACCAUGUUUUUGUGUCUUUCUGCCAAAAACGCUGAAGAGAAAAUUGGUGAAUUAAACGAGCUUGAAGAAGGUGAACUCCCAGAUAGUGAUGACGAAAUGUUUCACCAGAGUAAUGACGCUCGCACGGGCCACACCAUGACAAAUGAAUUCGAAGAUACUGCAAGAAUGACCGAUGACAUCAAUAACAGCGGAAGCAUGGACAUAGGUUUCAACAACAUACUUUGUUCACAAGCGAACAAUAUUGAUCUUACAAUGACUUUGGUUCCACAGAUUGCUUGCGAAGAAAAUGAAAACACUGAAAAUGAUGGAAUUAAUAAUGAAGACGAAAUAAUGGAGGGCAAGGAUAAUGAGAAGCUUGGGAACAAACACUUGAAUGAUGGAAAAGAUAAAGGAAUAGACUAUAGUUUUGGAAUGUUUUUGUCUACAAAGAAUUCUGGUGAGCAAAAUGACAAAGACGAAAAUAUGGCAGAUAACAAACUUGUUAUGAUCAUGGAAAGCGGAAAAGGAAAACAGAAAGAUUCUUCGACGUUUUUACUUGCAAACACUUCUGGUAAUUCAAAUCACGCAAAAGAAAUUGUGGACAACGGAGACAAUAUUGUGGUCAUCGACAAACAGUUGGCUGAUGAAAGAGAUGAAGAAAAGGACAAUGGUUCAUCAAUGUCUUUAAUUAGAAGGAUAACUAGCAAGGCAAACCAUAAAGAAUUAGUACUUGUAGACAAUAAACAUAACGAAGACGACGAUGUGCUCAAUAAGAAACAUUCGAACGAAUGGAAUAAAGUAGAUGAGAGCUCUAGGGCCGGGAAUUCUGACAAACCAAAUGACACCUUUACUGAAGAUGCUGAGGAAGGAGAAAUAUUCGACACCAUUGAUGACAUGUCUGAUAGCGAUGACACUUCAAACGAUGGUGAUGGUGGUAUUGACCUCACAACAAUCAUAGAAGAAGGGAUUAAUCUUAUUAGAAGAGGCAAUGAGAAUACUAAAGGAAGCGUGGAGCCAAAUCCUGGUGUUGGCGAAGAAAUUACAUUGUCUGAUGCUCAGAAUCAAAGCAAUGAACAAACAUAUCAAGUUGAUCUUAAAGUACUUUUGGAAGACCAGCGCUCAAACCUUUACCAAGAAUGGGUUGAGAGGUAUUUUAAGCAUCACAAAGAAAAGAUCGAGAGUUUGCGAAAGACACACGACGACACAUUGCAGCAGAUAUCUGAGAUUGAAAGUAUUCAAGUGGAAGGAAUCUUAAAGAAUGUCGACGUGAUUGGCAUGACAACCACUGGAGCGGCAAAACACCGCCUUACCUUGCAAGAAAUUAAACCAAGGAUUGUGAUAGUUGAAGAAGCAGCCGAAGUACUCGAGGGUCAUGUGAUAACAGCGCUCUCCAGUGGCACAGAUCAUUUGAUAUUAAUCGGAGACCACAAGCAGCUCAAACCGAAUCCAGCCGUUUAUGAACUUGCUAAACAUUACAACUUAGAUGUUUCUCUGUUUGAACGAAUGGUCAACAACGGCUUCACGUGUCAUUCGUUAAGUACCCAGCAUCGCAUGAGACCGGAGAUUGCUGACAUAAUGCGUAUUAUUUAUCCUAAAUUGGAUGAUGAUGUGUCAGUGCAACGUUACGACAGUAUAACCGGUAUUCAACACAACGUGUAUUUCAUCGACCACCAGAAACCAGAAAGUGGGAAUGAUGAAUUAAAAAGCCCUUCCAACCAACACGAAGUCGAUUUCGUGACUGCACUAUGUAGGUAUCUCCUGUUACAAGGCUAUCAAGGCGACAGUAUCACCGUGUUAACAAUGUAUACUGGGCAGUUGUUAAAGUUACAGCAUCGUAUGCCAAAAGAUUCUUUCGAUGGUAUUCGUAUCAGUUCUGUAGAUAACUUCCAAGGCGAAGAAAGCGACAUUAUCAUAUUGUCAUUGGUCAGGAGUAACAAGAAUGGAAUCAUUGGUUUCCUAAAUAUACCAAACCGUGUUUGCGUUGCUUUGUCAAGAGCGAAAAAGGCAUUGUAUUGUAUUGGUAAUAUUUCAAUGAUGGCAACGAAGAAUAAGCUAUGGAAUAAGAUCAAGAACCAUUUGCAUAACAAAUCUGUGAUUGGAAUCUCAUUGCCUUUAUGUUGUCCAAAGCAUCCCGAAAAGAAGAUUGAAGCUUCAUCGGCCGAAGAUUUUAAGAAAGCGCCACAAGGUGGGUGCAUGUCUCCUUGUGGAUUCCGGCUACCCUGUGGACACGCUUGCUCCUUGCAUUGCCAUCCUGUCGACCCUAAACACGAAAAGUAUCGCUGCACCGAGAAGUGUCUUGAAGAGUUAUGCGACUUAAAACAUCGUUGUAGAAAACUAUGUCAUUUUGGUGAAGACUGCGAACCAUGCAAGGAAAUGGUUUCCUAUGUCGUUCCUUCCUGCAACCACGAGAUACAGAUUGAAUGUUUCCAACGUGGAAAAAUUAAAUGUCCGAUUCCUUGUACGAAUGAUCUUCCUUGUGGUCACCGCUGUGCCGGGAAAUGCGGAGAAGAUUGUAAUUCAUUCCCAUGUCAGAUGGAAAUCACUCGUAUUCUAAAAUGUGGUCAUACAGUGUCCAUGCCUUGUUCAACUGAUGUUCAGAAUUAUGAAUGCAGUGAAUCAUGCGAAAAAUUGCUCGACUGCGGUCAUAAGUGUCGAGGGAAUUGCUCACGCUGUCACAAAGGAAACCUUCACGUGAAGUGUGAAGAACCAUGUAAACGUCUACUUGUAUGUUCUCAUGAAUGUAAAGAACCAUGUACAAAGAAUUGUCCUCCGUGUGAAAUGCCUUGCGAAAAUCGUUGCAACCAUAGUUAUUGCCCAAGGCCCUGUGAUAAACCCUGCACACCAUGUAGAGAGCUCUGUAUGUGGAAAUGUGAACAUCAUGAGUGCACCAAACGAUGUGGUGAAAUAUGUGAUCGGGAGAAAUGCAACGAGCCAUGCCCUAUACCAUUGGAAUGUGGUCAUCAAUGCGUCGGUGUUUGUGGAGACUUCUGCCCACGGCUGUGUCGUAUUUGCGAUAAGGAGGAACUACAGACAAUCUUUCUCGGUAACGAAGACGAACCGGAUGCUUUGUACAUCGAACUGGUAGACUGCGGACAUGUCUUUGAAGUGAGUGACCUCGAUCACUGGAUGGAAUUAGAAGGAAAGAAAGAGGACGGAAGUAUUGUAAUUCAACUCAAAGUUUGCCCCAAGUGUAAGACUGUGAUAAGACGGAGUCUAAGAUAUGGAAACAUCAUCAAGAAAACUUUGGCUAAUAUUGAAAAUGUUAAAAAGAUAAAAUUGGAAGAACAGAGACAACUACGAGAAAAACUAUCCCAAUUAAGACAAAGCGUCCACGAACUAACGAAGAAGUAUCCGAAGCUUGUCGACUAUCGUCUACUAUUAAUUCGAGUUAACCAAAUGCGCUCUGACGCAGACGCCUACAACACGUUAGAAAAUCAACUCAAGUUUUUUUCACGUCUUCGUGAAAUUGAUGAAAUGUUCUUCACGGGUCCAGAAAUGGCAGAUUUUGUUGCACGAUCAUCAAAGCUUCCGAGUAAGAAGAAGCAAAUUCGUUUAUUUCUGCAUCACCGGACAUUGCUAAGUAAUCAAGAAGUCAAGGAUAUCUCGGAGAAUAUAGCUUUUCUCUCUCUCAGUUGUCAGUUCGAGUACAUGAUUUGGAAAAUAGAGAAAGAUGAUAAGAACUCGGCUCUAUCAGAGGAAAUCAAAUCAAGCAUCGAGUCUGCCAAGAAUAUCAUGUCACGUCAGCACAUCGCCGUUGACACUGCCUUAGAGAUAACCGAUGAAGAACGAGCUGUGGUCGCUAGUGUGAUAGAAAAUGUGAGUCGAGAAGUCGGAAUCACUCACCUUACUCCAAAGGAACGCGAUGAUAUUAACAAGGCCUUCAACUUUUCGCAAGCUGGUCAUUGGUUCAAAUGUCCCAACGAUCAUAUUUACGUUAUUACGGAAUGCGGGGGAGCAACGCAGACCAGCAAAUGCCCAGUGUGUCAGGAGGUGAUAGGUGGGACAAAUCAUACGUUAGUUGAAAGUAAUCAACUGGCAUCAGAAAUGGACGGAGCAACUCAUGCUGCAUGGUCAAAUCGAGCAAAUCUGUUGAAUUACGAUCCAGAACAACUUAGGCGACUUCGAAGAUAGAAAGAUAGUACAAGGUAUGCUAACCAAAUGAACUGCGCCAUAGGCAUACGGGCGGGAGUGGGGGGGGGGCGAACAUAAAUUUUCUGGACCUUGAUGGAAUUUGCCCAACCGACCCGAAAACGUCUAUAAUUUUUUGCACAAUUUUUAAUCAAAUCUGCCCGAUUUUUAGGCGUACAAUUGCCCGAUUUUUCAGUAUAACCUGCCCGAUUUAAAAAUGAACUGCCAUUUGGAUUGCAUGUAACAGUAUAUAUAUAUAAUUGUGACAACAGAAUUGCUGUAGGUUGCAACAACAAACGAUUUGAACACAAUUGCAAAGUAGAUAAAAAUAAUAUUUAUCGUUAUUUUAUAUUUUAGAUGAUUGAACAGUCAACCGUUCGUAACAGUGAAAAAAUUAGGUUGGAUGGUUUUAAAAUGUGGAAUGAUUGAUGAAGAAUAACGAUAUAUCAAGGUAAUAUUGAAUUGGUAAUAUUGAAUUACGAAUGAUAAAAAAAAACACAGUCAACUGAGUUAUCAAGGAUAUUAAAUGAGUUUUGUAUAGCGAUCCAUUGUAGUUUGUAUAGUAUAUUUACAUUUAGUAUAAAAGAAACAAUGUAGAAACUUGGGCCGUGUAAGAAUGCUUUGAACCCCAAGUGGUUCGAAGUCGACACUUAUGAUGACCGUCUUGCACCACUUAUAUUAGUUAUAACUCCAACAAAAAUGAAUUACUUAGGGUUGGAGUUGUAUUUCAGGGCUAGUUCAUACGAGCCUAGCUAGCCAGGGAACUCGCCUGAGUGAGAGCAUGCCAUGCAUUGUUAAUAAUAAUUGUGCGUUAUGCACAUGAUGGACGAGCUCCUCGCUCUACACACGUAAAAAUCUCACGUGUCAACAAGAUGUGUUGGCUACAGACUUGUAGCAAACUAGCAAUCUUAUCAACAAGUUGUAACAAUAUUGUCCUUUUACCAAGCUGCCCACAUACCUUUUAUCAAGGUAUUCACUCCCAACUUGUGAACAAGUUGCUUGUUGAAUUUGCAGGACUAUAGCAAGCAGGCUUAGAAAAUACAUUUCUCUUCCUGGCAGCAAAACCCAAACAAAACCUGUGUAUAAAGUGAAAUGUAAAACUUCCUGCAUGUGUAGAUUUCAGAGAACGUAUGGUGCUGCACAUUGUGAUAAACUUUAAUCUCGGCACAAGACAAUCUCGACUUGCAAAACGCUUUCGUAAACAUUAAUUAUAUGGCAUUCUAGUACUUAAAGGGUAUUGGCAACAAAAAAUUGUAUUGAUUUUAUUGCUUCAUCUGAAGGAGCAUGAAAAAAUAAGCCGACUGGCCGUUUACUGCUCUAUUCUAUCUCAUCUGGUUCCGAAGUUAUACGCAAAAAUGUGCAAAAUAUAAAUUGCUGAUUCAGCACAUUCUGUGACGUCAUAAGCUGGGUAAGUAUGUUUAUUGAAUAGUAAACUAAAGCAUAGCUGAGUUAUUAUUAGCUCAAAUCAAAUGAAAUUUUGCAUACAGAUAGUACAUGAUGAGAUGC